Molecule: messenger RNA, 1500 nt
Organism: Synchiropus splendidus (mandarinfish)
Lineage: Eukaryota; Metazoa; Chordata; Actinopteri; Syngnathiformes; Callionymidae
Gene: ccdc167
Product: coiled-coil domain containing 167
Exons: 4
Coding region: 86-397 (103 amino acids)
Source: RefSeq, a predicted model, not a curated record
ACGAAGAAGACACAAGAGCAACGCUUCCGCAAACUCACCACUCCGCUCAAGAUCCGGCGUUUUUUUUCUCGCUUCUAAGAAGAAAAUGACGAAAAACAAAGACAAGCGACGUGAGAAUAUAAGCGUCGCGACUGAGAUUGACCGGCUGGAGGAGAGGCGCGCGCGUUGUCAGGACAACAUCGAGAGAGCGGCUCUGAGGACCAGGAAGGAGCAGCUGUCUGAGAAGGACAGACAAGAUCUAGAAGAUGAACUGGCCAUUAUGAAUGAAAGGGUGCAGAAGUUAGAUAAGGAGCUCCAGAUUUUACGAGGAGAGAACCGGAGGAACAUGCUGCUCUCAGUCGCCCUGCUGGCUGUCAGUGCACUUUUCUACUACGCCUUUUUCUACAAUGAAGACUAAUGAUCUCAUCUUCUUACUCUUACUGGACUGCUGCACACGAGAGAAGUGCUCACCCGCCAGAAGAAGUACCUCAGUUCGGUCCCUUGGUGGCACGUUUGUCAUUUGUGUUAUCCAGUGCCGAAAUGUUGCAAUGCAGCGCUGCUUUUACAACCUCUGUUUUGCAUCCUUACUUUGGUGAGCCUGAAGUGAAUGUGGUUUAAAUGGGAACAGGAGGCAGACGAAUGUACUUUUUCUUAAUGCCAAGUGUUUGUUUUUAUUUGAUAUAUGUAAAACGUUGCCAAAUAUUCUGCUUCAGUAAAAGAAAAUGUGCCGUGCAGUUUGGUACAUUUUAUGCUUGAAGUGGAAGUGAUUCACACGUGACUCAACAGCACCAUCUAUUGGUUAAUAUUGUCUUGGAAUUAACCAAAAGAGGAUGUGAAUCAGGAUCUGCUUAUAUGUGGGUGUGGAAACACAGGGUUUAACCUCGACAGAGCUUCAGUGAGGUAACUUGGGCUCACCGCGGCCAAGUGUUGGCAGUGGCCAGGAGACCCCUCGCUCCGGUAACAGCCUUCUCAGAUGUGUUGUUACCUGGUGAUGGAUUACACUAUGUGCCUCCAGGUGUUGGAGAACUCUCAGCAUCUGGCAUUUUCUCCAGUGAUGAGUGAACAAAUCAUUGAAUAUAUCAGAACAAAAAAAAGCUAUUUUUAUCCCUUCGCCUUGAGUGACGAGUGGGAUGGCGACAGAAGAGGAACAGAAGCUGCUGAAACUUCUCCGAUGAUCUUUUUCUUGGCAUUUCGCAUCACAAGGUGGGCUCCAGUGAAGCACCCUCCUCUGAGCCGCCAGAGUCACAUGGCAGCGCGUUUUAGCUCCUCAAUCCACCUUAAUGGUUUCUCAGUGUCCCUUUUGGAAAAUUAUUUUGGCUCUCUGAAUUCAUUGGAUCAUUAUCUGCACCGCAUUACUGUUUUUUUUAUUUUUUCCAAUUUCUGCCGAGUUCAUUUGAUGACUCAGAUUUUCUGUGUCAUAACGAGAUGUGUCAUCGUUUGACUAUUGUGGGAUUAAUUUCAUCUCUUAGAGGGUGAACGCUGUCGUGCCGUAUGUCACUGUAAAUAACAUACGUUUUGCUU